Molecule: messenger RNA, 847 nt
Organism: Aphis gossypii (cotton aphid)
Lineage: Eukaryota; Metazoa; Arthropoda; Insecta; Hemiptera; Aphididae
Exons: 4
Source: RefSeq, a predicted model, not a curated record
UAAAGAUAAGAUGGUUACUCAACGAUCUGUAAUAUUAAUAAAAUAUAUGCUUCUGAAAUAUUCCUUACAAUUUUUAUUGAUAAGAACCGUGUAUUAGCUCUUCAAGUGGUGAACACGGGUGUUAUUUCCCGCUAAUUUAUCACGGUUCAAUAUAUUUUUAAUAUUAAUAUUUUUUUAAUAAUUAUGCAUUUAUAGCUAUUUAUUUACUAUUUAGUAUUUACGCACGACGCACCUCUUUACCUAAUUAACUUAAAUGAAGUGUUGUGUACCGAAUUGUGUUAAUCAACACAAAUCUUCUUUUAUUGUGCCUAAAAGUGAGAUUAAAUUGAAAGAAUGGGAGUGUAUUCUAGGUAUAAAAUUAAAAAAACAAUUUAGAGUUUGUGGAUCACAUUUUAAUAAAAAUGACAUUAUUGAUACUUGGGAGUCUGGACAAGGCUUUUCCAAAUACACGGUGUGUUUAAAACGACCUAGAUUAAGAGAAGGUGCUGUCCCAUUUCUUUUAAACAGUGAUACAUCAUUGCAAAGUGUUCAGGAAGAAUCUGUAGGAUUAAAAUAUAAUAAUGACCAUAACUACUGUCUUAGUAUGGAAUGUAGUCCACCAAUCAAUAAUGUAUAUGAAGAAAAAAUUUACUCACCUCAUAAAAAACUUAAACUUGAUGAUUUAAUUGAAGAAACUGGUUUAUUUAAUAUUUUAUUUAACCAAACAAAUAAAAUUAAUUUACCAAUUAGGUGGUCGGUUGAUACUUUGAUUGAUGUCAAAGUUAAAACAUUUAAAAAAUCUAUUUCUUUUUAUAAAAUGGGACCAUUUACUGUCUCAUAUUUCAGGUUCAUUGAAAAACAUCUUGUG